Messenger RNA from Ogataea philodendri, 252 nucleotides. RefSeq lists its product as uncharacterized. The record is from RefSeq and is a predicted model, not a curated record. The coding region runs from base 1 to 252 and encodes 83 amino acids. The transcript has a single exon. Lineage: Eukaryota; Fungi; Ascomycota; Pichiomycetes; Pichiales; Pichiaceae.
AUGACCGAGCAACUUGUUCAAUUCCUCAUCGUUUCUGAUGGCCAAUUGCAAGUGUCUUGGGAUAAUUCUGCUCUUCUUGUUGUCUCUAGCAGCGUUACCGGCCAAUUCCAAAAUUUCGGCAGCCAAGUAUUCCAAAACAGCAGUCAAGUAGACUGGGGCACCGGAACCAACUCUUUGAGCGUAGUUACCGUUUCUGAGCAAUCUGUGGACUCUUCCGACUGGGAAGGUCAAUCCAGCCUUGGACGAUCUUGA